AUGACCUUCGAGCGCCAGCUUAGAUCUUCUGACCAGCCACGCUUUCACACCACCUUCCCACGUCCUGGAGAUUCUCCUGUCUAUCGCCCACCGGUGCCGCUCGCACCUCGCACAUUGCGAUACGUAGAACCAACGCUCCCAUUGCUUGUUCCCCCACACAUAGCGUCGCCACACGGGCUUCCCUCGAAUGUGCUGGGGCCUGAUAGCCAUCCUACUGAUAGUACACAGGGAGCUCACUCCACCACCGCCAUGGGGACUGAAAGCACAAAUGAGACUGAGAUCUUGAAGGGUGAGAAGGAUGAGAAGGAUGAGAACAAGUCUGAGAAGUGCGACGGCUGA
Messenger RNA from Penicillium concentricum, 339 nucleotides. RefSeq lists its product as uncharacterized. The transcript has 3 exons. NCBI's taxonomy places the organism in Eukaryota, Fungi, Ascomycota, Eurotiomycetes, Eurotiales, Aspergillaceae. The record is from RefSeq and is a predicted model, not a curated record. The coding region runs from base 1 to 339 and encodes 112 amino acids.